Molecule: messenger RNA, 628 nt
Organism: Sorex araneus (European shrew)
Lineage: Eukaryota; Metazoa; Chordata; Mammalia; Eulipotyphla; Soricidae
Gene: ODAPH
Product: odontogenesis associated phosphoprotein
Exons: 2
Coding region: 1-447 (148 amino acids)
Biological process (GO): positive regulation of enamel mineralization
Source: RefSeq, a predicted model, not a curated record
AUGGCUCACACAGGCGCCUUCUCCUGCCUUCUGCUCUCCUGGCUGCUGGCGGCUGUGGCGGAAGGACAGGACACUCCUCCCGGAGUGGACCCGACAGACUGCCAGAUCUUCACCCUCACUCCUCCGCCCGUCACAAGGCACCCAGUGACAAGGUUCCCGCCCAUUAUCAGGACACCCAAGUGUCCCAUCCAUUUUUUUCCACCGCAAAGGCCCAGAGUCCACGUUCCAUUUCCCUUUCCAAACAGACCUUUUGUGCCUCCCAGGUGCAACCACCGUGUUCACUUCCAGCCAGUUUGGAGACCACAGAAUCGCCUUCCUCCUCGUUAUAACUAUUUCCCCAUAAGGCAGCUCCAGAAAGGAAGCUCCUCUGAGGAGAGCAGGGAGAAAAGAGAAGCCCCUCGCAAGCUGAAGCAGAAGAAACGAAUGCUUCAGAAAAGGCUAAAAUGAAGACCUUUGUUUUCUAUGCUCAAACUAAAACUACUGGAUUUGAAGAUUAAGAAUAUUUUGUUUGGGGGCGGGAGCAAUAGUACAGCAGACAAGACCUUGCAUGUGGCCAACCUGGGUUGCAUCCUCUGUAUCCCAAAUGGUCCUCUGAGCACGCCAGGAGUAAUUCCUGAGUGCAGAGCUA